AUGUCCGCUGCGAUCCCACUCGCCGUCGCUGCGCGUUUCUUGCUUUCUUUCUCAUCUUUGCAUAGCUCACUUCAGCACAACCACCUUCUCACCUCACCUCUCAACUCAUAUCCUCGGUUACAGGAGGGUUUAUUCCUUUACAGCCAUGGCGUUGAUCCAUAUUCGGGGGGAGGUUUCCACCAUUCUCCACUCCUGUUGUCACUCUUUUCAACGGUUAUUCCGUUGACAGCAACUAGUGCACGCGUACUGGUGGCAACUUGCGACGCGUUGAGCGCAUACUUUCUUGUUAGCAUAUGGCGAGCAAGAUCAAAUACUUCAGGAGGGACGAGAGAAAUGACGAUUAUCGGCGCGCUACUUCUCAAUCCAUAUUUAUUUUUGACAUCCUUAUCAUUAUCUACUUCUCCGCUCGAGAAUACAUUAUACCUAGCCUCUGUCUUCUUUGCAUGUAGAAAGAAAAAGGCACCUUGUCUCUUUGCACUCUCCUUCCUGACGCAUUUGUCGUUGAAUAGCGUGCUCCUGCUCCCUCCUGUCACUCUUCUGCUCCUUGGCUCUCCCACCUCAUCAUUAGCUUCCCCGCGUCACAUCACUCCCGAUAAACUCCAAAUAGUCAGGUUGGCCAGCGAAUAUUUUCUUUACACAGCAGCGCUUUUUCUUGCGUCAUGUUUGGGAUCUGAUGGUAUUACUUGGGUCUACAAAACAUGGGGGACACAGAUUCUGUUGCCUGAUUUAACACCAAAUCCUGGAUUGUGGUGGUACUUCUUCACCGAAAUGUUCGACCAUUUCCGCCCGUUUUUUCUCAUGGUGUUUUCUGUCCAUCUGCUCAUUUAUGUUGCACCCGUCUGCAUUAAAUUCCAGCAUGAUCCUCUAUAUGCGACCUUUCUCCUUCAAGGUAUAUUCGCCAUCUUCAAACCAUAUCCCACCAUGGCAGACAUCGGGCUAUUCUUGAGCUGCAUAUCAUUAUUCCCAGAAAUUUAUCAACAUUUCCGGCAUCCCAUCGUGACGGCCCUCUUACACCUCCAUGCAGCCCUUCUGCUCCCGCUUUUCCACUCUUUAUGGUUAACACAAGGAACGGGGAAUGCGAACUUCUUUUACGCGAGCACGUUGGUAUUUGGUAUGGCAAACGGGGCUGCCGUUGUAGACUGCGUUUAUGCAGGUCUUAGGAUUGCGUUUCCUGUGCGAAAAGGGUUCGAGAUUGCACAAGAAUAG
This is a messenger RNA of Fomitiporia mediterranea MF3/22, 1206 nucleotides long. Its product is annotated as PIG-U-domain-containing protein. Gene Ontology annotation, biological process: protein localization to cell surface; attachment of GPI anchor to protein. The coding region runs from base 1 to 1206 and encodes 401 amino acids. Gene Ontology annotation, cellular component: GPI-anchor transamidase complex; membrane. The record is from RefSeq and is a predicted model, not a curated record. The transcript is spliced from 9 exons. Lineage: Eukaryota; Fungi; Basidiomycota; Agaricomycetes; Hymenochaetales; Hymenochaetaceae.